AGCAUCACGUUCUACUGUCACUUUUUGCGCGCAAUUUAUCAAAAUUUCAGCAACACAAAAAUUUUGUCUGCAGAACAGUAUGGUUGAAGAAAGCGAAAGAUCGGGUUCAAUAAUAAAGUUACUAAUAAGAUGCCGGCUCGAUAUGGAGGCCGAAUUUGCAGCCGGCAAAAAGAAAAAAGCGGUCCUUUGGGGUAGAGUCCUAGAGUCUAUGAAAGCAGUGAAUCCCGAAAUAAAGGAUUCAAAGGAGGCAAUUCAGAGGAAAUUUUUGAAUAUGUUGGCCUCGUACAAGAGGAUAAAAAAGAGGAAUAAAUCCACAGGAAGGGAUGCCACCAGCUGGGAGUAUUUCGAAGAAUUCAAUGCUGUUUAUGGCAGCCGCCACUCAAUUGAGCCUCCAUUGGAGAAUUUGCUAUCCUCCCUGGGAAGUCCCACGUGCGAAGACUCGGAUUGCGGUGACUCGGACAGUUACCUUGGAAGUGCAAGUAAACGCUCCAAAAAAUCGCAAAACGAGACAUUAACAUUUUUAAAGGCGGAAUCUAGUCAGGAGCAAAAACGCCACGAUGAACUAGUACAACUAGAGAGAGAGAAGCUAGAAAUUGAAAAGGAAAAAAUUUCCGUUUUGAGUGCGUUGCGAGAAAUUCUGGCGAAUAGAAUUUAAUUACAUUAAUUACCUG
Molecule: messenger RNA, 671 nt
Organism: Bactrocera oleae (olive fruit fly)
Lineage: Eukaryota; Metazoa; Arthropoda; Insecta; Diptera; Tephritidae
Source: RefSeq, a predicted model, not a curated record